Molecule: messenger RNA, 2635 nt
Organism: Camelina sativa (false flax)
Lineage: Eukaryota; Viridiplantae; Streptophyta; Magnoliopsida; Brassicales; Brassicaceae
Source: RefSeq, a predicted model, not a curated record
AGUAAAGAGAGAGAGUUUUGAGAUUUGAGAUUUUCUCUCUCUUUACCUUUACUCUGUUGUUGAAAGUGAAGAAGCGAGGAGCCCCGACCGAUAUAAGAGAGAGUGUGUGUGUGUGUGUGUCGUUGAGUUGACCAAGGGAGAGGAUGAAGGAAGAGGAUGUGAGUUCGCAGAACGUAAACCCUAGGAGUAAUCGGAACAGUGUUGCCUCAGCUUCUGCUUCCGCCUCUGCUACUCCCGUUGAUAGGUUCCGACGUCGUGCUAGAUCGCCUUCCCCUCCUCUCACUGCUGCUGCUAGCUCUGCAGGUGCAUCAUCUCCUGCUGUUUUGGUUAACGCUGGCAGUGUGGAUUGGUCAGGUCAUGGGCUGGCUUUAUCAGGUCGUUCCUGUAGAACUUGGGAUAGAGGAGAUUUACUUAGACGUCUUGCCACUUUCAAGCCUUCAAACUGGCUUGGGAAGCCCAAAACAGCUAGUUCUUUGGCUUGUGCUCAGAAAGGUUGGGUUAGUGUUGAUCUGGACAAAAUUCAAUGUGAAUACUGUGGGUCUAAUCUACAUUACUCUCCUCCACAAGAUUCGUUGAAUCAUNUAACAGCUGAUAGCAUCCGAGAAGAAUUCUCCAACCAGCUUGAUGCUGCACAUGAGAGCUCUUGUCCUUGGGUAGGACAAAGUUGUGCAGAAAGCUUAGUUCAGUUUCCUCCAACUCCUCCAUCAGCCUUGAUUGGAGGUUACAAGGAUCGUUGUGAUGGGCUCCUACAGUUCUAUUCUCUACCAGUUGUCUCGCCAUCUGCGAUUGACCAGAUGCGUGCUUCAAGACGACCACAAAUUGACCGCCUUUUGGCACAUCCUCAAGUCUAUGCCAAUGAUGAUCUCAGUUUCAGAAUGGAUAAUAUCUCAGCUGCAGAAACGUCCAAAGAAGUGGCUCUCAGUAAUUACUAUCGCGCUCAAAAGCUGAUAAGCCUAUGUGGAUGGGAGCCUAGAUGGCUUCCAAAUAUCCAAGAUUGUGAAGAACAUUCGGCCCAGUCAGCUAGAAAUGGGUGCCCUUCUGGCGCAGCUAAAAAUCAAAGUCGUCUACAAGAUCCUGGUCCAAGCAGGAAACAAUUUUCGGCUUCAUCCCGAAAAGCCUCUGGAAAUUAUGAAGUUUUGGGUCCAGAAUAUAAAUCGGAAUCCAGAUUACCCUUACUGGAUUGUAGUUUAUGUGGUGUAACCAUCAGGAUUUGGGAUUUCAUGACCACUUCUCGGCCGGUUCCGUUUGCCGCUAUAAAUGCCGAUCUUCCUGAAACGAGCAAGAAAAUGGGAGUGGCACGUGGCACUAGUGCAACAAGUGGGAUAAAUGGAUGGUUUGCUAAUGAGGGCAUGGAACAGCAGCAAAAUGAAGAUGUUGACGAGGCUGAAACUUCAGUUAAGAGAAGAUUAGUAUCAAAUGUAGGUCUGAACUUAUAUCAAACUGCAGCUGGUGCAUNCAUUCGUGAGAAUUCAAGCGGAAGGGAUGGACCAAGUUUAGGUGUCAGUGGGGGUAGUGUCGGAAUGGGUGCAAGUCACGAGGCAGAAAUCCACGGAGCUGAUGUUUCAGUCCAUAGGGGAGAUAGCGUUGUUGGAGACAUGGAACCAGUUGCAGAGGUCAUAGAGAAUCUAGGACAAAGCGGUGAAUUUGCACCAGAGCAAGGCCUUACUGAUGAUUUUGUUCCUGAAGAAAUGGAUCGAGAAGGUAGGCUUGGGGAUAGUCAAGAUAGGGUGUCUCAAUCAAUUGUAAGGGCGGACAGUGGCUCUAAAAUUGUUGAUUCAUUGAAGGCUGAAUCUGUUGAAAGUGGUGAAAAGAUGAGUAACAUAAAUGUGUUGAUCACCGACGACAGUGUUCAUCCAUCUUUGUCUUGCAAUGCGAUCAUGUGUUCUGGUUACGAAGCAUCUAAAGAAGAAGUGACCCAAACGUGGGAGUCCCCGCUCAAUGCUGGCUUUGCACUCCCCGGAUCAAGUUACACUGCGAAUGACCAAGGGCCUCCAAACGGAGACAGCAAUGAUGAAAUUGUGGAAUUUGAUCCAAUAAAGUAUCAUAACUGUUACUGCCCUUGGGUUAAUGAAAAUGUGGCUGCUGCUGGAUGUAGCAGCAACAGUUCGGGUUCUUCGGGUUUUGCUGAGGCGGUUUGUGGGUGGCAACUAACUCUUGAUGCCCUUGAUUCGUUCCAGUCGCUUGAAAAUCCUCAAAACCAGACAAUGGAAUCAGAAUCAGCUGCAUCUCUGUGCAAGGAUGAUCACCGACCUCCUUCCCAGAAGCUCUUGAAACGCCAAUCUUUUAUCAGCAACCAUGGGAAAAAGUAAGAUUAUUUUUACUUGCGAAUAAAAAUCAAAAAGGUACAAUUGCAAUUUUUCUUAAUUCAGACAGAAUUCGAUAUAUAUAUAUAUAUAUAUAUAUAUAUGUGUGUAGUAAAGCAUAUAAGCUUGCACAACACUUGGUUAGGGGUUCUUUUACUUGGGUUUCCUUUUCGCAGUACAAAUAAAGAAGUUUCUAUAGUCUCCCGAAUCUACAAACUUUUGUAUUUCUUUGAAGUAAAAGGAAAAAUUUGUGUAGUAAGAAAUAACUGUUAAAAGACGCCUAAACAGAGGUGACAGUAUUGAAUCUAGUUUGAUGAUCUUAUAUUGACUUA